GGGUAGCAAACAGUUUUUGACCGUUUUGUUACGUUUUGUUAUCGUGUCGUCUACAAUAGAUGUAAGCCUGUAAUUCCACAAGUUCGAUUAGAUGCAAGUGUGGAUUGAUCGGCUGUGCGUAUAUUGUAUGUCGAUGUAUAAUAAACCGGAUGAUGUCAAUGCACGAGCGGACUUCAUUCAUUCAUCCUGAUGAGGAGGACGCGUCAAAUGAGUCCUGGUAAAGCAGCCCAUCAGUGGCUUACAGGUGUUUGUUUCGUUUGGCGAAAGCAAGCCACUACAUUAAGUCAAAAACUUUGCUUCACUGGACAUUGGAAGCCGAAAGGACGCUAUCACGGCACAGGCGCAGAUUCAGCGUUGGGCGCAUUGGAUUCACGCCCCAUUUGGCUCUCUGGAGGAUGCCGGCUAUGUUGGUUCCUGCCGGAGAGGAUACUGAUCUUCAGGAUAAACAUCCGACGAGUCAGUGAACCGAACUGCUCAACUCAUCGGCGCCCACCUGCCUCAUGAGGGAGGUGAUGUCUGCCCCAAACCUGCUGCGUGUUGGAACAGAAGAAAAUAUCUUUGUGGAAAUUCAAGAUUGCAGCCUUGAAAGUGACAUCAAUGUUCAUAUCAGUGUCAGGAACCAUCCAACCAAAGCACAAGAGCUGGCAUCCACAACUGUGACCCUGACUAAGACAGACAAAUACCAGAAGCUUGCACAACUUACGAUCCCUGCAGGGGACUUCAGCAAGGAUCCCAACAGGAGGCAGUACGUAGUACUACAAGCUCAGUUUCCUGGUCGGCUACUGGAGAAAAUCGUCUUAGUCUCCUUCCAGUCUGGUUACAUCUUCAUCCAGACAGACAAGACCAUCUACACUCCCAAUAGCAAUGUCUUGUACAGGAUGUUUGGAGUGACGCCUGGAAUGAAACCCGUGGAGAGGGGAAUCAACCCUGAAACCGAUGCUUCGAUUAGCAUUGAGAUUGUGACACAUGAUGGCAUCAUUGCAGAAACCAACCUCGUCUCUCUGAAAUCAGGAAUAUACUCUGCAGGUUACAAACUGGGUGAGGUAGUCAGUACGGGACUUUGGAAGGUGGUGGCAAAGUUUCAGAGCAACCCACAGCAGAUCUUUUCUGCAGAGUUUGAAGUAAAAGAGUACGUGCUGCCCAGUUUUGAGGUGAAGCUGAUGCCUCUGAGCCCCUUUUUCUAUGUGGACAGCCCGGAGCUUACAGUCAACAUUGAAGCUAAGUAUCUGUUUGGUGAAGAGGUGGAUGGGAUGGCAUUUGUGGUUUUUGGGAUUUUGGAAGACAACCAUAAAUCAAGCUUUCCGAACUCCGUCCAGAGAGUGCCGAUUGAGAGAGGUUAUGGAGAGGCCACACUGAGCAAGGAGCACAUCACGCAAACCUUCAAAAACAUCUCCAAACUGGUGAAGAAGCACAUAUACGUUGCUGUCACUGUGCUGACGCAGAGCGGUGAUGAAAUGGUGGAGGCAGAGUUAAGAAGUAUCCAGAUCGUAACAUCACCUUAUACCGUCCAUUUUAAGAGAACGCCCAAAUUUUACAAACCAGGAAUGUCCUUUGAUGUCAUGAUUGAGGUUUUGAAUCCUGAUGAAACACCGGCUAGUAAUAUUCCAGUGAAGGUGGAUCCAGGCCAAGUGAUGGGCUAUACUGGAGCCGACGGCAUGGCAAGGGUGACCAUCAAUACAGGGGGAAACAGUGACCCACUGCUUAUUAACGCAACGACUGCCGAUUCUCGUAUUUCAAGUGAAAGGCAGGCAUCGGCCACCAUGCAAGCUCUUCCACACAGAAUGAGGAACAACAAUUACAUCCACAUAGGGUUGGAUAAAGCUGAAGUAACAGUACGAGAAAAUAUAAAAGUCAACCUCCUCUUCAACAGACAGGAAAAUAGAGAAUACGACAUCACGUACCUGAUCUUGAGCAGAGGGCAGCUGAUUAAUCAUGGCAAAUACAGGGCAAGUGGUCAAGUCCUCAUUGCCAUGUUAAUCCCUAUAACCAAAGAAAUGAUGCCAUCAUUCCGUAUUGUAGCCUACUACCAUACAAGUGAUCAGCAAGUGGUAUCGGACUCUCUGUGGGUUGAUGUCAAGGACUCCUGCAUGGGCUUGUUGAAGUUGGAACAAACCGAACAAGGGUCGUACUAUAAGCCGCGGCAGUCCUUAAAGCUGAGGAUAACUGGGGAUCCAGGGGCCACAGUGGGGCUGGUGGCAGUCGAUAAAGGCGUGUACGUCCUGAAUAACAAGCACCGUCUCACUCAGAAGAAGGUGUGGGACGUUGUAGAAAAGUACGACACAGGCUGCACACCCGGUGGAGGGGAGGACAGUAUGGGUGUAUUCUAUGAUGCUGGGCUGUUGUUUGAGACCAGCGCUUCUGGGACCCGAUACAGACAAGAUUUAAAGUGUCCAGUCAACAGCAGGAGGAAGCGAGCCAGCACUAUCAUGGAAGUCAGAACCAGCCUAUUGAGUCAGUAUGAAGUCAAACUACAGCGUGACUGUUGUUUAGACGGUAUGAGUGACACCUCUGUCUCAUACAGCUGUGAGAGGCGAAGCGAGUACAUUUUCGAAGGCCCAGCCUGUGUCGAGGCCUUCCUGAACUGCUGCAGGCAGAUGGAAAGCCAGCACGCAGAGAGGAAGGAGGAAGGCCUCAUACUGGCUCGCGGUGAGGAAGAUGAUAGUUACGGAGACAGCAGUGAAAUUGUUUCUCGCUCCAAGUUCCCUGAAAGUUGGCUGUGGAAGGAUGUCAUACUGCCCUCGUGCCCUCAGCAAAAUCCUGGCUGUGAAAGCACAUUUACUACUCAAAUUGUUCCCCUGCAAGACUCCAUCACGACUUGGCAGUUCACCGGCAUCAGUCUGUCAAGAACUCACGGUAUCUGUGUGGCUGAUCCAUUAGAGAUCAUCGUCCGGAAGAAAUUCUUCAUCGAUCUCAAGCUGCCAUACUCUGCAGUCAAAGGAGAGCAACUGGAAAUCAAAGCUGUCCUACAUAACUACAGCCCAAACCAUGUGGAAGUGCGUGUGGAACUGGUAGAGGACGCACACCUGUGCAGUGCAGCUUCUAAGCGUGGUAAAUAUGUUCAGGAGGUCAGAGUCGGUUCCGGCACCACGCGAUCCGUGUCGUACAUCAUCAUUCCCAUGCAAAAAGGACAAUUCCCCAUUGAAGUCAAAGCAGUUGUCAAAAGGUCUUAUGAACUGAGUGAUGGAGUAAAGAAGAUGUUGCUGGUGGUGUCUGAAGGUGUCCUGGUAAAAUCACCUAAAGUGAUCAAACUACACCCAGCUGAAAGAGGUUUAGAUAAUACACAAGAAGUAACCCUGAACAGCAACAUUCCUCUCAAUGACAUGGUUCCAGGGACAGAAACAAGCACACUCAUCUCUGUGACAGGAAGAGAGCACAUAAGUUCAUUAUUGGAGAGCGCCAUCAGCGGGAACUCUAUGGCCUCUCUGAUCCGAGCCCCCUACGGCUGUGGAGAGCAAAACGCGGCCUCCAUGACCCUUCCUGUCAUUGCUACCACAUACUUGGACACAACCGACCAAUGGGAAGCUGCAGGCUUAGGGAAACGUGAUGAAGCCCUCCGGCACAUCAAAAAUGGCUACCAGGCUGAGCUGAGAUACCGUAAACAUGACGGGUCUUUUGCAGUGUUUGAGAGUCGCCAAGGCAGUUCUUGGUUAACAGCCUAUGUGGUCAAGGUGUUUGCCAUGGCCAGCAAUCUGGUGAAAGUGCAAAACCAUGUGAUCUGUGAUGCUGUCAAGUUUCUCGUUCUCACGCAGCAACCAAAUGGCUUGUUUACAGAAACUGGAUAUGUGUACAGUAGAGAAAUGCGUGGUGGUGUGCUCGGCUCAAAUUCAGAUGUCUCCAUGACGGCGUUCUGCCUGAUUGCCAUGCAGGAGAGUCGUGAAUUAUGCUCUGACACCGUUAAUAGUCUGCCCAGCAGCAUAAAUAAAGCAGUGACCUACAUAGAGACGCAUCUGCACAGACUCACCAACCCAUAUGCUGUUGCAAUAUCAUCAUACGCUCUGGCUAAUCAAGGGAAGCUGAAUCUGGAGGUUCUCUACAAGUUUGUCUCUCAAGACUCGUCCCACUGGCCUGUAUCUACGGCACAUCAAUACCAACUGGAGGCUACAGCUUACGCUCUUCUUGCUCUGGUCAAGGCCAAGGAAUUUGAAAAAGCCAAACCAGUGGUCAGAUGGUUCUCACAACAGAGCAAGGUGAACGGUGGAUAUGGAUCAACUCAGGCUACUAUAAUGGUAUACCAGGCUGUAGCUAGCUACUGGGCUAUGGCUGAGGAACCAGAGUAUGAUCUGAAUGUCGACCUCUUGUUGCCGGGCAGAUCACUGUCUGAGAAGUUGAAAUUCAACAAGGGAAACCAGUUUUCCACAAGAACCUCUAAAUUCAACGAUAUUAACCAAGAUGUACAGGUCAUUGCCUCAGGAGUCGGGGAAGCAACACUGAAAAUGGUGUCGUUGUAUUAUGUCUUUCCUAAAGAAAAGGAGAAUGACUGCCAGAAGUUUAAUUUGUCAGUGACUACAACUCCAGUGACACUAGAUGAUGAUGAGAUGAUUUACAAGCUGAGCAUUGAGGUUUUCUUUAAGGACCCCGACCGCAGUUCAACCAUGUCAAUCUUGGACAUUGGCUUACCAACUGGCUUCAUCGCCAACACAAAAGACCUUAACUCAUUGUCUAAAGGACAUGCCCGCACCAUUGAAAAGUAUGAGAUAAACACUGUGCUGUCAGAUAAAAGCAACGUCAUCAUUUACCUGGACAAGGUUUCGAACCAACGGAUAGAGGAGAUCACCUUUAGAAUUCAUCAGAAGAUGAAAGUGGGCCUUUUACAACCAGCUGCUGUGUCUGUGUAUGAGUACUAUGAAAAGAAACCUUGCGUGAAGUUCUACCAUCCACAGAGGAGAAGUGGAGAGCUACUAAGGCUCUGCAGGAAUGAUGAAUGUACAUGUGCUGAAGAAAACUGUAGCAUGCAGAGGAAGGGGGACAUCAGCAAUGAUGAGCGAGUUGAAAAAGCUUGCGAGUUCACAGAGACCAGCAAAAUAGAUUUCGUGUACAAAAUCACUGUUGAAGAUUUAGCCGAGUCUUUUACCACGGACGUUUACACCGCACGGAUCGUUCAAGUCAUUAAAGAAGGAACUACCGACGUGGCUCCUCUUAAUAUGCUGCGAACAUUCCUCAGUUUUCCACACUGCAGAUCAGCUUUAAGUUUGACAAGAGGAAAAAGCUACUUAAUCAUGGGAGCAUCCAAAGAUAUCAAAAGACAAUGGUCUCAGUACGUACUUGGUGAAAACACCUGGGUCGAGUACUGGCCAACAGAUGCCGAGUGUCAGACUGACGAACACAGACCUACCUGUGAGGGCAUGAAGGACCUGUCUGAUAGAUACCAAACCGAUGGAUGCUUUCAUUAACGAAACAGGAGUCGAUAAAAAGCUCUUUUUAAGUGCUUUUGUUUUGCAGUACUCCCCUAAAUGUACAACUUUGUGUGGAAUAAAAUCAGGCGUGCAAAAUUG
Notolabrus celidotus (New Zealand spotty) is the source of this 5492-nucleotide messenger RNA. RefSeq names its product complement C3-like. The transcript is spliced from 43 exons. Lineage: Eukaryota; Metazoa; Chordata; Actinopteri; Labriformes; Labridae. Gene Ontology annotation, cellular component: extracellular region. Gene Ontology annotation, molecular function: endopeptidase inhibitor activity; protein binding. The record is from RefSeq and is a predicted model, not a curated record. Bases 501 to 5390 code for a protein of 1629 amino acids.